This is a messenger RNA of Daucus carota subsp. sativus, 1824 nucleotides long. Its product is annotated as transcription factor UNE10. Gene Ontology annotation, cellular component: nucleus. NCBI's taxonomy places the organism in Eukaryota, Viridiplantae, Streptophyta, Magnoliopsida, Apiales, Apiaceae. Gene Ontology annotation, molecular function: protein dimerization activity. The record is from RefSeq and is a predicted model, not a curated record. The transcript has 6 exons. Bases 316 to 1674 code for a protein of 452 amino acids.
CAGCUACAACCACCUCUUUUCCAUAUCUCUUCUCUUUCUGUAAUCACUGAUUACAUGGUCCAUUUGUUCCCUCCCUCUGUAUCUUCUUAUCUACUUCUUACUUUCUAAUAAAUAGCGAAAGGCUGCUUUCAUGCACAACUGUACCUAGCAUCCAUAGCCACAUAUGUAAAAUGCAAUCUUAUUUAGAAUCUAGCUACUAGCUCCACGAACUCUCUCUCCUUCGAACUUAUAGUACGUGCCUAUUGUUAAUUUUAAGGUGAAGUCAAGAAGAACAAUCAAAUAAGAGCUGCGGCAUUCAGUAGUAAGAUCAAGAAGAUGAGUCAGUGUGUACCUGGCUGGGAUCUUGAUGGUGGUCUCAAGCUCACUUCUCAAUCCAAUUCUAUCUCUUUGGCUCCUCAUGUUCCAACGUCAGAUUACGAAGUGGCCGAGCUGACAUGGGAAAAUGGUCACUUAUCUAUGAACGGUUUAGGGCAACCACGACAGCCUUCUACGACCAAAUACACGUGGGACAAGACAUGCGUUGGCGGAACCCUAGAGUCCAUCGUCGAUCAAGCCACCUUCGUACCCAACCACAAACUGCUCUCAAAUUCCAACACUGAUCUGGUACCAUGGUUCAACAACCACAAAUCGAUGUUGGCCAGUACCAAUAAUACCGCAACCACUAAAGUCACUGCCUCCACUGGCGUAGUGGACGCGCUGGUUCCUUGCGCAAACAUGCGAGAGGGAUCCUCGUUGCUCGCCAUGGACUCGGGUUUUGGCACUCAUGUUGAGUCGUGCAGUGGCGCGACGGUGCCGUUUGAGAAGGUGAGAGGACCGCGUGUAAGGGUGCCGGUAGCAAAUGAGUGGAGUAGCUGCCCUGAUAAUAGUGUAUCGGAGAGUGCCACGUUUUGUAAAGAUAGUAGGCAGGUAACGGCGGAUACCUCGGAGAAGGAAUUUGGGGCGGGAGGGUUCACCUCCACCUCCACCGGUUCCCCGGGGAACACAAGCUCCGGCAAGCAGUGUACUGGCGGCGAAGACCACGACUCGGUUUGUCAUAGCAAACGUCAGAAGGCCACAGUGCAUGAACAAACAAAGAAGAAAGCAAACGGGAAAUCAUCAGUUUCAGCCAAAAGAAGUAGAGCAGCUGCCGUCCACAAUCAAUCUGAACGGAAACGAAGGGACAGGAUUAACCAAAGAAUGAAGACACUGCAGAAGCUUGUUCCAAAUUCUAGUAAGACAGACAAAGCUUCAAUGCUUGAUGAAGUCAUUGACUACUUGAAGCAACUUCAAGCACAAGUGAGCAUGAUGAACAGAAUGAACAUGUCUCCUAUGAUGCUACCAUUUGCCAUGCAACAACAGCUCCAAAUGCAAAUGAUGGCCCCCAUGAUGGGCAUGGGCAUGGGAAUGGGAAUGGGUAUGGGACAUGUGAUGGAUCUGAGCACCGCCAUGGCUUGCCGCUCCAACAUGGCUGGAGUGGCGCCUGCUGUUCUUCAUCCGUCGACGUUCAUCUCCCCCUUAAAUGCAUGGGAAGGGGGGAGAGCAGAUCACAGGGUGCACACACAAGCAUCUGUUAUGCAGGAUCCUAUGGCUACAUUUCUUGCUGCAUGUCAAUCUCAGCCCAUGACAAUGGAUGCAUAUAGUCGGAUGGCCGCGUUAUAUCAGCAGCUGCACCAAAAUCCUGGUCCAAGGAGCUAAGAACUUAUAAGCUUACAUAUAUGUAGAUAUGUACUUUUGUUUUUGCUUUCUGAGCUUUAUUCCCAGCUUCUUGGUUUUGAUUUGUGAAUGAAGAACAUAGAUAUACUGUGUUUAUAUAUUUAAUUUACAAGGAUCAGCUCAUUAACAGAA